AUGGAUCCGCCACUUCAGAUUAUCGGCUAUUUCGCCGCUUUAUUGGCUGUCGCUCGUGCCGGGAUCAUUGGUCCAGGUGCAGCUGCAGUAGCCGUCGCGCAACAGCCAGCUGCGACGGUCAUCAGAACCGAAAACCUUGACGCACAUCCGCGGUACAGCUUCGGUUAUAGCGUGGCAGAUGGUCUCACCGGCGACAACAAGGCGCAGGAAGAAACUCGCAACGGCGACGUAGUUCAGGGAAGUUACAGCUUAAUCGAGCCCGACGGUUCCCGGCGCGUCGUCUCUUACGCGGCCGAUCCCAUCAACGGUUUUAACGCGGUCGUACAACGGGACCCAAGCAUCACGCUCAGGACCGCCGCUGUCGCAGCUGCACCGAUCGCUGCUGCAGCGGCGGUACGUCCCGUCGUAGCGCCGGCGUCCCUCAUCACCGCAGCUGCGCCAGCCGUCGUUGCGGUUCGCCCGCAGGCCAUCUUGAGUGUUCCCUUGGUGAGGCAGCCGAUCCACGCCCCGGGAUCCACGGUGGCUGCCACGAACGUCGUAGCCGCGAAUUCGGGCCUGAUAGGUCUGCGACUGGGCGUUAGAUCGGGAUCAGUCUAUGGCACACAUGCCGUCGUCGCGGAUGGUUACGGCAGCGGCAGCGUUGUGAAAAUUCACUAGCAAGCAGCAACUAGCGGCGUUAAAUAAAUAAAUUGGUCUCGCUCACG
Molecule: messenger RNA, 704 nt
Organism: Pseudomyrmex gracilis
Lineage: Eukaryota; Metazoa; Arthropoda; Insecta; Hymenoptera; Formicidae
Product: larval cuticle protein A2B-like
Exons: 4
Coding region: 1-657 (218 amino acids)
Cellular component (GO): extracellular matrix
Source: RefSeq, a predicted model, not a curated record